AUGGAUUGCUGGGAGCUCCUGCUGGUAGCCUGGAUCACUUGCUUCUUCAGUCUGCCCAGUGAUGGCUUACAAAGGAUUCCCCUCAAGAAAAUGACUUCAAUCAGAGAGAGCAUGAAGACAAGGGGAAAGCUUUUGGAGAAGUUGAAAAUGGAACAUGGGACACAGACCACAAAAAAGAACUCCAUUUAUGAAAUAUUGUCUCUUGGUCUCUACAAUUUUGUGGAUAAACAGUAUUAUGGUGAGAUCAGUAUUGGAAGCCCACCCCAAACCUUCAAAGUCAUUUUUGACACUGGCUCUUCUGACUUUUGGGUAUCCUCCAACAAAUGCAGUACACCCAGGAAAGCAUGUGAGUUACAGAAUCGAUAUGAUGCUUCAGUUUCCUCUACUUACAAAAAGAAUGGAUCUGAAUUCAUCAUUGAGUAUGAAUCUGGCUGGGUCGAGGGCUUCCUGAGCCAGGAUAUACUGAGUAUUGCUGGAAUCAAGGUGACUCAGUUAUUUGGUGAGGCCACAGAACUGUCCCCGAUACCCUUUGGACUGAUUGAGUUUGAUGGAGUCCUGGGGCUGGGCUACCCUGAGCAAUCAAUAAGUGGAAUCACUCCUGUCUUUGACAACAUAAUGGCCCAAAGGGUGCUGGAGGAAGAUGUCUUCUCUAUCUACUACAGCAGGAGUUCAGGGAAGAAAGCUGGAGAGCUGAUACUCGGAGGCAGCGACCCCAACUAUUACCAAGGGACCUUCCACUACAUCAAGACCAGCCACCCAGAUUUCUGGCAGAUCCAGAUGCAAAGGGUGGCUGUCAAGUCUCAUGUGGUGUCCUGUGAAGAGGGUUGCACUGCAGUGGUGGACACAGGAACAACCUUCAUCACAGGCCCAACCAACUCCAUAUGGACACUGAUGAAGUUAAUUGGAGCAGAGAAACAUGGAAAAGAGUAUCUUGUAAAAUGUGACCUGGCAUCUAGGCUCCCGGAUAUCUCCUUCAACUUUGAUGGCAAGAACUUCACUCUCCAAGGUUCUGACUAUGUCUUAGAGAAUAAGGACAGCAGCGAUCAGAUGUGCCUGGUGGCCUUCCAUGGCAAGGAUGCUUAUAGCCCAGAAGGACCUCUGUGGGUCCUAGGAACAACCUUCAUCCAAAAGUUCUACAUUGAAUUUGACCGGCACAAUAAUCGCAUUGGUUUGGCCUUGGCAGCUUGACCCAUCUCUGCCCACAUCCCUGUUGGAUGCUGCUUUCUCCCUGUUGUGCUUCAUCCCUUGGGCCUGGGGCAAGUCCCUCCAUCAAGCUCUCUAAUCCUGCAGACCACUGUUAAUCU
Gracilinanus agilis (Agile Gracile Mouse Opossum) is the source of this 1304-nucleotide messenger RNA. Its product is annotated as renin-like. The record is from RefSeq and is a predicted model, not a curated record. Gene Ontology annotation, molecular function: aspartic-type endopeptidase activity. NCBI's taxonomy places the organism in Eukaryota, Metazoa, Chordata, Mammalia, Didelphimorphia, Didelphidae. Bases 1 to 1188 code for a protein of 395 amino acids. Gene Ontology annotation, biological process: angiotensin maturation. The transcript is spliced from 9 exons.